AUGUCCGGAGACCUGGAGUCCAGCUUGUUGAAGUCCCAACCUUUGUCUAAUUCGCCUCCCUCGUCUUCUUCGUCCUUUUCAGAUGACCUCGAGUACGCUUGUCUUUCCCAGGACGACAAGGACGACGGGCUGCGGAUUCACACUCUCGAAGUUGAGGAAAACAUCCCCCUCGAAGACACCAUCGUUGCCCCUCGCCCCUUGCCGCCUUGGCUGAAAUAUCCCAAGAGCCUCGCUUUGGCCUUGGUACCGAGCUUCCUACACCCGGUGGACCCCGAUGCGACACCGAAGCCGCUUCAUCCGUCAGCUUGGCUCGAUGGACUUCGAGGACUCGCAGCUUUCUUCGUCGUCUGCCAUCACUGGUCCCUAUGUACGCUGACCGGCGAGGUCCGGCGCGGUUUUAUGAGCGAUGACACGCCCCUAGUUCUUCAACUCCCAAUCCUUCGCUUGGCUGUUUCUGGACUGUCUAAUGUCUGCGUGUUUUUCGUCAUUUCCGGCUACGCACUGAGCUACAAGCCCAUGAAGCUCAUCAAGCAAAAGAAGCUGACCGAGUUCGCAAUCGCUUCUGCUUCUUCCGCCUUUCGUCGGUAUAUCCGCCUCUUCCUCCCGCCCAUGAUCACGUCUCUCGCAGUGGCUUGCCUGGCAUACUUCAAACUCUUCGAGCUCGAGCCUAUUCCAGGUCCUGCUAUAACAAUGUUCAGACCGCCGGCGCUCGAUAAUGUUUGGGACCAGUUGGUGGGAUGGUGGGGGCAUUUCGCCAACUUGUCUGACCCCAUCGCUAAGAAUGUCGAGAGAGGCAGAGCCUUUCCCUAUCAGCCGCAACUUUGGACCAUCCCGGUAGAAUUUGACGGUUCAUUGGUCAUCUUCUUGGCACACAUUGCCUUUUACCGAGUUCGCCCCAGCGUUCGAAUCUUUUUCCUUGCGUGCCUCCUGAUCUACACGAUUCACUCCUCAUACUGGCAAUUCUUUCUUUUCUUCUCGGGCCUUUUCUUUGCUGCCCUCAAAUUUUACGGCAAAGAUGAGACUGACGGAAGCAAUGACGAGAGCAAUGGUGUUGACUGGCACUCUCUCCCGCUCAUAUCAAGCCCUGCAUAUUGGCGACGAGAGGGACUGAGCGGCUUCAACGCGCCAAUUUCGUUCAUUCGAUCAUCAAACACUUAUAGUAUAUCCACGAAGUCUCUCCAGGUGGCCUCUUUUGUCGGCGCCCUCUGGGUUUUGUCGUUUCCUGAGGGCAGCGGCAGCGUCACGCAAACUCCAGGAUACAGGACUAUCUCCUGGUUGACUCCUGCACCAUAUGGCGAUGGCGACUACUUCUGGAUUCCCGUUGCCGCCGCUUGGCUUGUCUUCACUAUUGACAAGUCGCCGUUCAUUCAGCAGCUUUUCACGAACCGAAUAGUCCAGUACCUCGGCCGGAUAUCGUACGCUAUUUAUCUUGUUCACAACUGCUUAAUUUGGCUGUGGGGUUAUCAUCUCGUGCAGCUCUUCACUGCCAUUACGGGAAUUCCUCUUCAAGCCAACAUUGGUGCUGGUUGGAACUUCGUCAUCUUCCUUUCAACCUGCCUUUUCUUACCGGGUGUCGUCUGUGUGGCGGAUUUUGUGCAGAGAUAUGUGGAUGUUAAUUCUGUCAAGUUUGCGGCUUGGUUCGAGGGGAAAUUGAUUGAGAAGACGAGAUAG
This is a messenger RNA of Colletotrichum orchidophilum, 1671 nucleotides long. RefSeq names its product acyltransferase. Gene Ontology annotation, molecular function: acyltransferase activity, transferring groups other than amino-acyl groups. NCBI's taxonomy places the organism in Eukaryota, Fungi, Ascomycota, Sordariomycetes, Glomerellales, Glomerellaceae. Gene Ontology annotation, biological process: polysaccharide biosynthetic process. Gene Ontology annotation, cellular component: membrane. The transcript is spliced from 2 exons. The coding region runs from base 1 to 1671 and encodes 556 amino acids. The record is from RefSeq and is a predicted model, not a curated record.